AUGGCCCAGUCCCGUCACAUUCAUGAUCUCGCCGAUGAGCUACUGAGCGAAGUGCUGUAUUUUCUGGUGCCAUCUCAACCUAGACCCGGCCCUGGAAUUCGAGCCCUGAGUGGCGGCAGCUAUAAGAACGGCGUCAAGCAAAACGGUAUCGAUCGCCGAUCAUUUGGGUUUGGAGAAGCUUCGGAUCUCGAUCGAUUUCGACUCGUCUGUACACGAUUCAUGCGGAUUGGCACGCCGCGCAAGUUUUCGCAUUUUAACCUGCGCUUCUCCAAGGAGGGCUUCCGCCGGCUGGACGAGCUUCUCCAGAUGCAGUUGGCCUGCUGCGUCAAAUCUAUGACCUACCUGGUGCGACCUUUUUAUCAAGGCAAUGGUAAACAUCUGCUCCUCUCCUCCCCACAUCCAGCUCUUUUAUCUCCGGGGUACAUGCGCAGACUGACACGAAUGUUAAUAGCGUGGGCACCGGUCUUUCGUUCGUUCGCUGCGAAACAUCCAUUCCCCGCAAAGGUACAUCGGCGUCGACUACGAGAGCAAAUAGACCUGGUCGGCAAUGGCACCGAUCUAUCACGUCUUCGUACGGCGAUCGCCUCGUUUUCCGCACUCCAACAAAUCAAACUCCUCCGUGUGCAAGAUGGAGCAGAUGAACUGCUCAUUGAUUACUUGGACGUUCAUUUUCCGACAAAUGGCAAUAACAAUUCCCUAACUGCCACUCACUUCGGCUGGGAAGCCGCAUGUGCACGCGCAAUAAGAAAUCUUGGAAUUUCAGUACUAGACUCCCAGCGCACAUCCAUCCGCUUCAUAGGGCCCCAAAUUAGCCCCGAGGCAACCCUCCAACUUCUCCAAGUCCCAUCGGCAACUUUCGCCGCAGUGGGGCACCGGAUCACAAGUCUCGACAUUACCUUCCACUGCGAAUCGGACAUUUCGUCCACAAUGACCGAACUAUCAGACGUUUUUCGAAAAUUCUUUCUUGAAGCAAAAAAUCUCGUCGCAAUCCAUAUUGGUUUUCUUCCAAAGCACCCCGUCUCUCUCACUCUCGACACAAUAUUUCACGGCAUACACUGGAAAACCCUCCGUAUGCUCAGUCUGCAAGGCUGGCACCUUACCGCAGAGGAUCUCAACUUACUACUCCGUCGUCACUGUGCCCACCUCCGCGCUCUCCACCUAGCAUCUAUCUCACUCCGAACUGGGAAAUGGGCCUCGGUACUAAACAUCCUCCGUCACGAAAUGGAACGUCUAAAUCGCUUCGAGUUGAGGGGAAUCAGGUACGACGCAGACUUGAUUUCUAUCGGUACGGAAAUUAUCGAACCCGUUCCGCUCUCACCACAGUCCUCCUCGUCAAAAGCCCAGUGGUUAUCGGCGGACGAGUUGGGUGACGAUGGGGUUCGUGUAAGGAAGGACCAGGAGCGGCUUUGGGAGACGUGGGUUCUUACUGGAAGAUAG
Messenger RNA from Penicillium waksmanii, 1437 nucleotides. RefSeq names its product F-box domain protein. The transcript has a single exon. The record is from RefSeq and is a predicted model, not a curated record. Lineage: Eukaryota; Fungi; Ascomycota; Eurotiomycetes; Eurotiales; Aspergillaceae. Bases 1 to 1437 code for a protein of 478 amino acids.